This is a messenger RNA of Rotaria sp. Silwood1, 3537 nucleotides long. The record is from the annotation of a GenBank genome assembly. NCBI's taxonomy places the organism in Eukaryota, Metazoa, Rotifera, Eurotatoria, Philodinida, Philodinidae.
AUGUCCGAUAAUGAUGGCACUGAUAUUCUCAAAUGCCGUUGGUCAAAUGCAAAUUCAGGCACAAAUUACAAUCGUAGGGAUGAAUGUGAAGACGCUUGUUUCGGACUGAAUGGGAUUUCAACACUUUAUGAAGAAAAUUGUACGUUGGUAUUUACAUUACCAACUACCCGUAUUGGAUGGUACUAUGUUGUCGCAUUACAAAUUGAAGACUAUUACGACUCAUCUUCCACUGCUCCAAUGAGUUCUGUACCCAUCCAAUUUCUCUUUUAUGCCUAUUCGUCGACUAGCAGUUGCACAACGAGACCACAAAUUAUCGGCGAACGACCAAACCGUGACGUAACAGUUACCGAACGGGUCAUUGCACAAUCUUUCUGUAGUGGAGCGACUAUUACUAAUUAUGUAACAAGUUCACCUAUUGGAAUGCAGCAUAGUGCGGUCGUUAGUCAAGGAGGUGGACUUUAUGUUAUGACACUCACAUGGACACCAGAAGACAAUCAAUAUGGUCCACAAGGUUUUUGUGCUGGUGCUGUUGAUAGCAAUAAUUUGCAAUCAGAUGCUUGGUGUAUCACGUAUUUAGUAGGAUUUGACUCACCGGAUCUUAUCCGAACAGCAGCUGUUCAAGGCACUGCUUCACCAAUUGGAACUAUAUUUUCAAAUCACUCAGUAUUUUCGAUACAAGCCACUCGUGAUGUUCAUCGUCCAACUCGAAAUGGAACUUACAUAAAGUUUAUGGAUGCUUCAACUAACACAGCAGUACAAACAUUUGAUGCAGGAUGGGAAUCAAAUAUAUUGUAUAGUGGAGAUACGAUCAGUAUCAUAGCGAGCUAUUCAUGGGUUCCAGGACGUAGUUAUUAUGUUCUUUUUGAUAGUGGUCCUGAAUCAGCACCGAUAACUGAUCCCACGUUUUGGGCCUUCAAUAUAUGGGAUCCUGGUGUAUCAAGUACAACUACAACUACUACUACACCUCCAACAACAGGGACUGUAACAACUCGACCACUAUCAACGACAACUGUCAACACAUUGGUAAAAUUCCAUAACUCAUUUUUAAUGAGAAGAGAUCUCAAAUUGUUUUACCAACUUCUGACAUAAUACGGCACUAAACGAUUAAAAUAUCCAAAAGGAGAAUAGUUCUUUUGUAUCAUAGUUAUUUUUAAUAGAUUUUUUGCUUAUUCAAGAUGAGGAUACCGUAGCAACAAGAUGACUUCUUUCAUUGGAUUUUUCUUAAUAAAACCAUCGCAGUUAACUUCACUCUCUAUCAGUUUCAAUCAGGAUGAAAAUAUACUCCUCUGAGUUGCAAGUUCGUUGAAAUAACCGAAAUUUUCUUUGAAAAGUUUUUGAAAAUCAAUAAAAGGUAAAGGGUGUACUAGUGGCUAUGAUACCUAUAUGUUGGACCCUCCAGUUCCAAGAAAUUUCAUGUCAUAAGUAAUCGUAUCGUAACAUAUAAUUUUGUCUUCUUGAAAGCUAACAACCACUGGUCUUCAUGUUACUACUUCUGUUACUGUUAUAACCACAACCACUACUGCGUCCACUACAACCACAACCACUACAUCCAGUAAUAUUCGAUUAUUUGAUUUAAUAAAUUAGAUAACGAAUCCAUAUAUUUCAGGUGCCACAACCGUUACGAUGAGUACAACAGCUUCUUCAAUUCCUGAUGUGUCAAUCAUGGAUCCAAAAGCUUUUGUACGUCUUUUCGUGGCAUUUUCAGUGUUGAUAUUUUUCUUUCUUGAUUUCAUUUUAUUUAUAGGAAGAAGCAUGUAGACAAUCUGUGGCUUUAAUGACAAUUGCUACAUCUGCUGUCAUGGUGCCUCUACAUGCAAUUGGCAUGUUUACUAUAUUCACGCAAUUGAACAAGAUGUUUAAUCAGAAUCAGCUCGCCUCAGUAGUAAGACACCAAAGACGACUGAGAAAACUACGAUAAGAAAUAAACUUUUUUAUCAACGUAGAGACAUUAUUCAAGAAGACUACUUUACAAUUAAUUUGCCUAUUAACCUUUUUAACACUUAUUAUAAUACAUCAAUAUUAAUUUUCCAGAGAUUAUUUUUAAAUAAAAUCAUCAUUGAAAGAAAUAUUAUUAAUAGGCUUUUUUACCAGCAUUGAAUAGCCUAAAGUAUGUCAUGAAAAAAAGAGUGUAUCUAGACUGAAUAAAGCAAAUGCAUUUCGCUAUUGAAACAAUGAUUCACUCAAAAAUGAAUAAUGAUUUUGAAUUGGAUGUGUUAAAUACGAAUCUGUUUUACUCGGAUGGUAAAGCAUAUAAGAAGAAUGCGUUCUGAAGAUGAUUAUAUAUUUUUUUUCUGAAAUUUUGUUUCUUUAAACAUUCAUCUUGAACGAUUGUGGGGUGUGAGUGUGAUGGUAUGAAUCACCUAUUCAGUCAGACCGACAUCCACUCACGCCAACACUAAUUUUAGUAACAAUAUAGUAAUUUGAAUAUUUUUAAACGCUUUUCUCACGUGAAAAAAUCUCAAAGAAAGGUCAAGUACAGUUGUUAUCGAAAAACAGUGCCUUUUUAGGAAAUCACAAGAAUUUUUUUUCUUCUUCUUCAAUUUUUGUAACCAAGUUCGUUAUAAAAUCUGCAUCAAAAACUGUUUCCGAAAUUGGUAUUUCGUUCUAUAAUCAAAAAUUAGUCUUUUAGAUUGUUAUAUUCAGCUGCUGUGAAUUUAAUAUAGUACAGUAGGUCAUAUUAUGAAUCUAUCUAUUACCGGUUUUUGAAAACAGUGCGCUCGGGGAGAUUGCUUAUAACUUUUGAAGAAAAGGGGACAGAGAUCUGCGGUUUUCGCCGUUGGAAAGAGGAGAUCAAGGCACAUUGAACCGUAUAAUAAAAAUUUUUCUGACAUGGUUUGUCAAAGUUUUAUGUCAAUUAUCUAAAAAAACUACGCCUUAACAAGUUGGAAAAAUUAUUUUUUUCAACAAAAAAUUUUGAAAAAAGUGAUUUUUUUCCGCAAAUUUGUUGGAAAAUUAGGUAGGGGCUACCAGUAAAAUGGAUACAACUCCUGAGCUAUAAAAGAUACAGACCUGGGGCUAAUCUAGAAUUGUAGAUCUCGAUCCGGCUAUUAACUUCACUAUUUGGAAAUCAAAAUCCGACAUAUGCUCAGGGAAUGGCAAUCUCGCCAAGCUUACAUCCGAGGGUUUACAUUGGUAAACCUUACUUGAAGGUCUGGUUAUUUCAUAGUAAUACGUACCCUGCUGUGCUCUAUCGAACAAUGAAAACCGCAGGUCCCUAUCACCUCUCCUUGAAAAGUUAAAAGCAAUCUCUUCGAGCGCACCGUUUUCAAAAACCAGUACUAGUUUCUUUAUUUUUGCAAUAUGACGAUUAUUUUUAGGAUAUGAAUGUGAGUGUGGCUGGUGUGGUGUAAAUCUUCUCUUCACUUAUAUCCACACUCCUCAUCAGAGAUGUCCAUCGCGGCGCUGCCGCUGCCGCUGCCGCUGCCGCGGUGGCGGUGGCGGCGCGGCAGCGGCAGGUUUUUAAAAAAAAUCACCGCGGCAGCGGCGCGGUAGCGGCAGAUUUUUUUAAAAGUCAUCGCGGCAGCGGCGCGGUAGCGG